Molecule: messenger RNA, 3280 nt
Organism: Scylla paramamosain (green mud crab)
Lineage: Eukaryota; Metazoa; Arthropoda; Malacostraca; Decapoda; Portunidae
Exons: 3
Coding region: 195-842 (215 amino acids)
Source: RefSeq, a predicted model, not a curated record
GGCGUCCCGGAUGCGACCAAGCGCGGGGUCCUUAGAGCGGAACCCCUUUCUUCUGGUCUAUUCGACGCUGAGGCCACGGACAAGGUCUUCGCCAGUGUCCCAACCAUCAUCCAGCUACCCCCUCCACCACCCCAGUACAAGCCGCGACCGGUUCCUUCGUCCUCAUAGGGUAAGCAGGACUGGAGGCACCAACCAUGGGGCAAGGGUGCGACCCAGCUCCCCGCGGCCAGCGGGCAGCCGGGGCCCCACUUCCCGCCCAGGAGGCAGCAUCAGCAACCGCGGAGGGAGAGACUUGCGGCCGCUCCCAGCUGGUCUUCCACCGCUCCCCCCUCGUCAAGGAGGUCAGCAUCAACAAGGGAGACCUUGGCCUCCCAGGAAAUGAUUACGCACACGGCUGCCUACUCGGCUGGGGUCACGCAUGGGCUCAGCAGGGAUGGGCGGCCUGCGUGAUCAGGAAAGGCCUCACCUGGCUUUGGACUACACUUCCGCCUGUCCAACGACCACUCCCCAACUCCAGGACGUCUCCUGUGAUCCGGGAAUACAUACGUCCAAGAGAUGUUGGCGAAAGGCGUGGUGGAACCAGCGACAGGAAAGGUGCUCCCAGUCCCCAAGAAGGACUCGAGUCGGGUAAGAUUAGUCUUGGACCUGAGCGCACUGAACAAGUUCUUGAAACCCCAGCGUUUCAAGAUGGUUACAGUGGCCCAAGUUCAGAUGACAAUCCAAAAGGGCGACUGGCUAGCAUCUUUGGAUCUCAAAGAUGCCUACUGGCACGUCCCGAUCCACACAAGGUUUCACCGCUUCCUGGCGUUCCAGGUGGGAUCGGACACAUACCAGUUCACUAAGCUCCCUUUCGGACUCUCUCUCGCCCCGAGGGUCUUCUCAAAGCUCGGGAGGGUAGUCGCCUCGGUCCUGGCAGGGGCAGGGGUGUCUGUCCUCAUGUACCUAGACGACUGGCUGCUGUACUCGCCCGCCUGGGAGGGUAAUGGGGGAAAUGGGAUUCGUUAUAAACGAGCCCAAGUCCUCCUUCACCCCUUCGCAGCAGCUAAAGUGGCUGGGGAUCAUGUGGGACACGUCAACCGCGACCCUCUCUCUGGUCACAGACAACGCCCUUAAGACUUGCAAACAAGUACGCAGGGCGUACUUCUUGACCACCUUCCCAAGAAGAUAAUGGGAGUCCCUCCUCGGUACCCUUAACUUCGCGGCCCCGGCCGCAGGGCCAUCUCAAGCACCGCCGGCUGACCAGGGAGGUAAACCUCGCCGUGCCCAUCUUCCCGAGGGACCUGCAACGCAACAUCACAAGCCACCUACACAAACUUCUUCGACCCUGGCUGAGGAAGGGCGCCCUGGAGAAGUUAGUUCCCUGGCUACCCCCCGCGCCCACCUUGACAGUGACAUUAGACACGUCCGACGUAGGCUGGGGCUAUGAGUCGGACCAGGGUCAUCAGGUGUAUGGAAGGUGGGAGGACGGAAUGCGUGAGUCCCACAUCAACCUGAGAGAGCUGUGGAUGGCCAAGGAAUGGCUACUUCGGCACCCUCACAUCAGGAAUACAGCCAUCAGGUUCGAUAUGGAUAACACAGCAGCGGUGCAGUGCAUUGCCAGGCAAGGCACGGCGAGGUCAUCAGCGCUCCUAAAAUUAACGGAGGAGAUCUUCGCUCGCGCCUCCAAGAGGAACAUCCACCUGUCAGCGAGGCACGUGAGGGGGGGUAAACAACACCCGGACGGACGCACUCUUACGCUUCAAGAGGACGUCCGUACAGUGGACUAAGACUAUAGGUGUUCAAGUCCCUGACGGAGAGAUACAGCACACUAGAAGUGGACCUCUUCGCCUCCCGGGACACGGCCCUCCUACCACUGUUCCUCUCGUUCUCCCAGAGGACCCAGGCGGGCGGUCCGGACACCUUCACGGAGGACUGGAACAGGUGGAACUACAUCUACCUCUUCCCACCCCCUGGAACCAAGAUCCUCUUCCGAGUUGUACAGGCCCUGCGAGGCUACUCGGGGUAGGUCCUCCUAGAGGCACCUUUGUGGGAAGCACAACCCUGUUGCUCCCAGCUCAGGACCUGGUGCCCCAACCCGCUACUCCUGGGGUCAGUCUGCCUAGUGGACAACGACACCUCCCCACUCCAAUCGUCACUGAAGUUACACACCUGGAGUUUCUUAAAGUAGGACUGGCGGGGCGGUUCCCCCCUCAGCAGUACAGACCAUGCUGAAGGCCCACCGGCCGUCUUCCAUCAAGCAGUACGAGUCCUGCUGGGGCAGGUGUCGGAAAGAGUAGUAAUGGACUUCCUAGCGUGGCUGGGGACCGCCACCAACAGGGCCCCGGCUACGAUAGCGGCUCACCAUGCGGCCCUGGCAGACCCGCUUAAGUUUACGCUGAAUAUCUCCCUGCUGGAACUGCUACACAGGGGCAUCAGGGCGUCCAGACCUUCAUCAAGACGCCCAGUGGUAGAGUGGUCGCUACACAAGGUCCUGAAGUACCUCACUUUCGAGGGCGGCCCCCCAAAUCAAGAUCAACAACUGCAGAGGACCGCGACCACGUGAUAGCUCUAGCGUCAGGAUACAGGGCCUCCCAGCUGGCCGCCCUAAUGAGGCACGAGGCAUUCUCCAAGUGUGCUCCGGACACAGGACUUCCCUCACCCUCACACCCUCACCCUCGUUCCUGGUUAAGAAUGAAUCACCGGACGAUCUCAUCGCGCCGCUCAAGACUCCGUCCUUCCUAGAAUCGGGACGGCCCCAUCCCCUGUGCCCUGUUCACACUUUCAGGGACUUCGUCGCCGUGACCCCGGGGGCGUCACCAGACCACUUGCUCUGCAACCCCAGGUCACUUAAGCCACUGUCACCGAGGUCUCUGGCGAGACUUCUCUACAAAGUAAUAGAAUUGGCAGACCCGGGCAGGGAUCCCAGGGCACAUUCUAUCAGGGGUAUGGCGGCUUCCCUGGCCUUCCUGCGUACACAUUCAGUACAGAGUGUGCAGGACUUGGGGGGCUGGGCGUCUGCCUCUUCGUUCAGGAACAGGUACCUCCUACACUCGGUGGUCCCCGUGCCAUGCAUCGCCACGGGUACUCAGGCCAUCACCUUACUUCAGCCGCUUCAGGAUUAAGGCGGAGCCUUAGGUAAAAAAGGAAGGGGGGGAGCUCACCGAGUGACCCGACCUUCGUCCUCACUUGGAGCUACCUCUGGGAUGUACAGUGACAUGACCUCUGGCUCUGCGAGCCAACCUUGUAAAUUUCAGCUUUAUUCACUGCUUACUGUUCUCCUUAGUCUGUGGCCUAAAAUCAC